This is a messenger RNA of Diversispora eburnea, 1680 nucleotides long. The record is from the annotation of a GenBank genome assembly. NCBI's taxonomy places the organism in Eukaryota, Fungi, Glomeromycota, Glomeromycetes, Diversisporales, Diversisporaceae.
AUGCCACAGAAAACACCAGCAAUUAUCGAAGGCACCAAUUUAAAUUCAAAUUAUGAAACCAAUGAAGACCUAGUUGGAAAUUAUAAGUUAUCAAUUAAUGAGUCAAUAAUUCUCGCACUUCACGAAUGUUCUUACAUUGACUCCAAACAUGAAGUACUAGGAUAUUUAGGGGGAAUAUGUGAUAUUGAAGAAGAUAACAACAUCACUAUAUGUCGCAUAAGCCAAUUUGUGGCUUCCGAAAGGGAAGUCACUGCAUUGAUGACGGGAACUGUACAAGAAAUAACUCAAUCCCGAGAAAGAGCCAUUAAUACCUUUAAACAAUCCGGUGUAGAGUUAUUAGGAUGGUAUCGAAGUAAAUCAUCUACAACUGGAAAACAAAAAAAUGGAAAAAUAUGGAAGGGUAAAGGGAAAAAAAGCAUUAAACCUAAUAAACUUACAUUUGAUAUCAAUCGUCAAAUGUAUAUGUGUUCAAAUGUUAUGAAACAAUUAAGUUGUGCCUUGAAGGUAGCAUAUUCCGGUCAAAUUUUAGAUUGUAAUAAUAGAGUUGGUCAACGAAUAUUUAUAGAUUCUCAGUAUGAAGCUUUUCUUAUGAACUUUUUGAAAAAAAGUGUACUUCAGUUUGAUAGAUCGGUGGAACAAGAUUUUAGAACGUUAGCAGUUUCCAAACAUCAUAUCAAAGGACUUAUAAGUAAACGAAUUAAUGGUAUCUUAACAAUGAAUGAAAAUGCGAAUGAUAAUGAUGAUGAUAUUAAAGAUCAACGACAGAAAGAUUACAGAGGAGAAUCUUCUUCUACAUUUAAUGAUACUACAAUCACAGAUAUACCGAAUAUGACGAAUAUUCUUAAACCAAUAAUAUCACUUCCUUUACCUGAACAACAAUUACCUCAUUUAUCUCAAUCAGCUUACCUCAUAGAACCUUUACUAUUUUCUAAUUCUAAUUCAAAUAAUCAAUAUCCACCACCAAUAACGACGACGAUGAAUAUUGAUAGAAUUAUAUCGGGUGCAAAUGGUUCAAAAGAAUUUAAUGAAGAUUAUGCCCCUAUUAAUAAUACAUCGAAGCAACAACUUAUUAGAAAACUUACUAAUAUAUAUGAUUCUACGAAUUCCGAUGAUUCUUCUCAACAAGUCACCACAUUUUCAACAACAAAUGGAAAAUUAUCAUCACCGAUAUCAAAUAUGUCAACGAAUAUAUCACCAAUAUCAAAUAUUUCAUCAUCAAAUAUAUCGUGCAAUGGAAAUAAAUCUAAUAAUUAUUCACCUGGAUCAUCAUCUUCUGGAAUUAAUUUACCUAUAGUAGCGAAUGCAUUAACAAUUAGUAGAAAUGAGAAUGAAAGGGUUUACAUAGAACCAUCGGUUAAUUCAAUUCGAAUUAGUAUUAAAAUUAAACAAGCCGAUGAUAUUGAAAAAAUUUUAUGUCAUAAAUUUACUAGAUUUAUGACUAUUCGAGCGGAGAAUUUUAUUAUUCUUAGAAGAAAACCGAUUGAGGGAUAUGAUAUUAGUUUUUUAGUUACUAAUUUCCAUACAGAACAAAUGUAUAAACAUAAAUUAGUAGAUUUUAUUAUUCAAUUUAUGGAAGAAGUAGAUAGAGAAAUUAGUGAAAUGAAAUUAAGUUUAAAUUCACGUGCCAGAUUAGUGGCCGAAUCUUACCUUUUAGAGGUUGAACGCAAAAAUUUGGAUUGA